Molecule: messenger RNA, 1993 nt
Organism: Tilletiopsis washingtonensis
Lineage: Eukaryota; Fungi; Basidiomycota; Exobasidiomycetes; Entylomatales
Product: Arabinanase/levansucrase/invertase
Exons: 3
Coding region: 157-1866 (569 amino acids)
Biological process (GO): sucrose catabolic process
Molecular function (GO): sucrose alpha-glucosidase activity
Source: RefSeq, a predicted model, not a curated record
AGCGGUAGCAGCAGCCAGACCGCGCCGCAGCCCCUCGCCGCUCCUGCGCCUGCAUCCGCCGCUGCUGCUGCCACUGCCGCACCUGACGCCGCCGCCUCUGCCGCUGCGUUCGCGCGCUUCCGGCCCACCAGCCACUUCCUCGCGCCGCGCGGCUGGAUGAACGACCCCUCGGGGCCCUCGUGGGACCCCGUGGCACAGCGCCACCAGCUCUUCUACGAGUGGAACCCGCGCGGCUCGACGUGGGGCCACAUGAGCUGGGGCCGCGCACAUGCGCCGAGCCUCGCCGGCCCCUGGACGCACGACAACCUGCACGACGAGCAGGGCAAGGACCAGCCGGUGCUCGAGCCUAAGGCGCCGUGGGACUGCGAGGGCAUCUUCACCGGCUGCGUCGUCACGCACGGCCCCGCCGGCGAGGCACACCUGCAGACGGCCAUCUACACGGCCGUGUCGGCGCUGCCCAUUCACUUCUCGCGCGCAUACAACCGCGGCUGCGAGAAGCUGGCGCUGGCGACGUCGGCCGACGGCGGCAAGACGUGGGAGCGCAGCAGCACGCUCGUGCUGCCCGGCCCGCCCGACGGCAUCGACGUGCUCUCGUGGCGCGACCCGUACGUGGCGCCGUGGCCUGAGAUGGACGCGCUCUUCGGCACCGCGCCCGACACGCACUACCACGGCAUGAUUGCCGGCAGCGUGCCCGGCGUCGGGCCGCGCCUCUUCCUCUACCGCAUCCCGCGCACGCAGCUCGGCAGCUGGACGUUCCUCGGCACGCUCGGCGAGUUCGGCUUCAACGAGUCGCUGCCCGGCGCGCCGUGGAGCGGCGAGCUGGGCCGCAACUGGGAGGUGGGCAUGUUCUUCACGCUGCGCGCCGCGUCGGGCCGCAGCACGCAGUACGUGCUGCUCAACGUCGAGGGCUGCCUGCUCGACGAGCCGGCGCGCCACCCCAUGUGGCUCGCGUGCAGCUUCGACGCCGACGCCGCGGGCAAGGCGCGCAUGCUGCCGCAGGCCAGCGCGCUCCUCGACGACGGCUGCGGCUACGCCAGCUCCAGCUUCCUGGAUCCUACGACGGGACGGCGCAUGAUGUGGACGUGGGUCACCGAGGACGACCUGCCCGAGGCGCACUACGAGCCGCAGGGCUGGAGCGGCUGCAUGUCGCUGCCGCGCGAGCUCUUCCAGCUCGAUAUCCCGCACGUCACCGGCGCGCUGCACACGCCGCUCAAGGACAUCGGCAGCUUCUCGCUCGAGACGCAGAGCGACGGCACGGCGCUCGUGUCGACGCUCGGCAUCCGCCUCGGCGACGAGGUCGUGCGCCUGCGCGAGGGCGCUGCGCGCCGCUGCAACGCCGAGACGCAUGUGCUUAGCGACGCCUCGCUGCGCCUGCCCGUCGCCUCGCGCUCGUGGGAGCUGUGCGCCACGGUCAAGGUCGACGACGCCACCAAGAGCGUCGGCAUCGUCUUUGCACACAACGACUCCCUGUCGCAGCGCUCCAGCAUCGCCUUCCACCCGGCGCAGGAGCGCCUCAUCGUCGACCGCACGCACUCGACCAAGUUCGACGCCGGCAUCAAGACGACGCCCAUCUCCAGCCCGCUGACGCUGCUGCGCACGCGUGCGGCCGCCGGCGCGCCCGAGGAGCAGGAGUUGCUGCGUCUGCGCGUCGUCUGCGACAACUCCGUCGUCGAGGUCUUUGCCAACGACCGCCUGGCGCUCGCCACGCGCAUCUACCCCGACGACGCCGCGUCCGUCGGCCUCUCGCUCUUCGCCGAGGGCAAGGCCGCCUUUGAGACGCUCGACGUCUGGGAGGGCCUGGCGGGCGCCUUUGAGGCGCCCCGGCCCGCCAACCCGGCCGCCAAGGCCGCGCGUCACCACCUCUAGACUUGCUCCUCUGCCCUGCUCCCGAGCCCCGCCGCUUUUACACACGCCAUCACCCACGACCUCACACGACCCACACGCCCCUCAUCUGCUCAUGUCACACGACGCGUUCACAAUGCUAGAGUUACAG